This is a messenger RNA of Habropoda laboriosa, 3375 nucleotides long. RefSeq names its product mucin-3A-like. Gene Ontology annotation, cellular component: extracellular region. Gene Ontology annotation, molecular function: chitin binding. The transcript has 2 exons. The record is from RefSeq and is a predicted model, not a curated record. Bases 1 to 3375 code for a protein of 1124 amino acids. Lineage: Eukaryota; Metazoa; Arthropoda; Insecta; Hymenoptera; Apidae.
AUGAAGAAUUUUAUUCUACUUUUACUAUUACCAUUUGUAAUAAUCGCAGUUUGUCAGCCAGUAAAGAAACUAGUUAUAAAUGCUUGUGAAAGUGUUAUUUGUCUCCAGGACACAGGUGGUAUAAAUACAAACAUUACUAGUAUUGGAGAACACAGGCACCGCAGGACUUUGAAACCUAUACCUCCAACUUGCAGCAUUAACCAAUAUUUCGACGAAGAUGAAGGCCGAUGUUUAGGUGUAGUAGGUGGUGGCAAAGUGCUUUACAUAAACAAUAAAAUUUCUUGCGGUACGAACACGUUAAAGCCUCACUGUACCAAUCCAAGAUACUACUACAUCUGCAAGAAGAACAAGACCAUUUUGGUGCAAUGUACCCACGGCAAACACUUCGAAAAUCGUCUAAAAAAAUGCGUCCACGUUCCAGACGACAUUUACGUAUCCGUUACCGUUGAUCCAAAAAUGGAAACCGUCAGUUUUUUCCAACUACCUGAUUGCAACAAACCGGGCUCGUUUCCAGUUCCAGGUGACUGUGCACAAUUCUACACCUGUGAAACGAACGGCCAUCGAAUGCACCAGAAUUUCUUCCGUUGUCCGAAAAAUAUGGCUUAUGACAUAGAUACGGAAAUGUGCACACCUUCGAAUAAUUGCGAAGGUUCGGAAGACUUACCAUCCAUGUGCGCAUGGAGCACUAGCAAAGAAAAACUUACGCUAGAGGAGGCGGAAAAAUGGUUAAAUAUUUGGCCCUUGAACGACACUAGACUUAUCAAUUCUGAUGUGAAGAUUUCGAAAAACUUUACGUUGAAUGAAAAUGGCAGUGUAACAAUCUGCGAAACGAUAUUUGCAAUUGAAGAAAAAAACGCCACGACUACCAAUAUUUACGAGACUUCUGCAACAACACAGAGUACUAACGAUGUUGUAACGACGGUUGUUUCUUAUAUGAAACCGCCAACAUCCGCAUUUGUAGAAGUUAGUGAUCAUUCUGAUGUAGCAACAUCGACAAAACGUGACAAGGAAACGUCACGUUCCUCGAAUACCGAUGACUCUGCCUCAACUAAGGCGUACUCAGCAAGGACAGACGAGCCUACGGUCAUGAAAGACAUAAAAUUGCCUUCAGAAGUAGGAGACGAUGAAUUAUCAUUAGAAACUACCACUUUCGGAGAACCUGUUUUAAAGGAGAAAAUGACUGAACUACCAACUGUAGAAAUGAGUACAAAUGAAAUAUCGACUGAUAAGUCAAUUAAAGUUGGAGAUGACGCAAUUUUAGCUAAUCAAUCAAUACCAAGUACCACAGAAAAAGAAAUAGAAGCAAUUACUAAAGCAAACAUAAAUGAUACAUUGCCAGACAUUACUACUUUGGGAAAAUCUAUUCUGCAAGAGCAGUAUAGUACAACGGAAAAAGAUAUUGAAUCAUCUUCUUCUGAAAUUAGAAAUAUUCCUGAUGAUCCAACAAUUGUAGCUAAGGAAGGAAUGUCCAGUACCACAAAAAUGGAUGCACAAACUGCAGAAACAAGUACAGAUUGGCCAUUCUUAGAAACAACUACAUUAGGAGAACCUUCUUUGGAAGGACAGUACAGCACAUCUGGACCACAAAAAUCUCCUGAUCCAUCAUCUUUUAUUCUUGCUGAUCCAACAGUUUCUACUAAUCAAGAGAUACCUGACACCACAGAAAAGGAAAUAGAAGGAAUUACUAAAGCAAACAUAAAUGAUACAUUGCCAGAUAUUACUACUUUGGCAGAAUCUAUUCUGCAAGAGCAGUAUAGUACAACGGAAAAAGAUAUUGAAUCACCUUCUUCUGAAAUUAGAAACAUUCCUGAUGAUCCAACAAUUGUAGCUAAAGAAGGAAUGUCCAGUACCACAAAAAGGGAUACACAAACUACAGAAACAAGUACAGAUUGGCCCUUCUUAGAAACAACUACAUUAGGAGAACCUCUUUUGGAAGGACAGUACAGCACAUCUGGACCACAAAAAUCUCCUGAUCCAUCAUCUUUUAUUCUUGCUGAUCCAACAGUUUCUACUAAUCAAGAGAUACCUGACACCACAGAAAAGGAAAUAGAAGGAAUUACUAAAGCAAACAUAAAUGAUCCAUUGCCAGACAUUACUACUUUGGCAGAAUCUAUUCUGCAAGAGCAGUAUAGUACAACGGAAAAAGAUAUUGAAUCAUCUUCUUCUAAAAUUAGAAAUAUUCCUGAUGAUCCAACAAUUGUAGCUAAGGAAGGAAUGUCCAGUACCACAAAAAUGGAUGUACAAACUACAGAAACAAGUACAGAUUGGCCAUUCUUAGAAACAACUACAUUAGGAGAACCUCCUUUGGAAGGGCAGUACAGCACAUCUGCAGCACAAAAAUCUCCUGAUCCAUCAUCUUUCAUUCUAGCUGAUCCAACAGUUUCAACUAGUAAAGAGAUACCUGACACCACAGAAAAGGAAAUAGAAGGAAUUACUAAAGCAGACAUAAAUGAUCCAUUGCCAGACAUUACUACUUUAGCAGAAUCUAUUCUGCAAGAGCAGUAUAGUUCAACGGAAAAAGAUAUUGAAUCAUCUUCUUCUGAAAUUAGAAACAUUCAUGAUGAUCCAACAAUUUUUGCUAAUCAAUCAAUAUUUAGCAGCACAGACACCAAUGCACAAAAUACUACUACUGUGUCUACUGAAAGUGUCUCAAGUAGUACUGAUGCAGCACAUUAUGUUGAUAUAAUGAGUACAACUAGUUCACCAAAGAAUGUUCAUGAGUUUAAUUCAACUUCAGUUAACAUUGGACAAAUGGAGAAUCUUAUACCCAUGUUGAAUAAUGUGCCAUUAACAAAAGCAAUAUUUGUAGUAAAUGAUAUAUCUAGUUCAACAAUAAGUCCAAAUUUAAAAACCACUAACGAAACUGUUAUAGACAAUGCUGUGUCUACAUUAAAUGUUGUGUCAACAACAGAAUCAACGACCCAUUCAACAUUGAGCGAUAGUAAAACUAUUAAAUCAAUUUCAUCAGAAAGUGAACCAUUACCGAUAAUGAAACCAAUUACUAGUCCUGGAGAAUUGAUAGCUAAUUGUAAGACACUUUAUGCAGCUAAUAAUUCUCUAACAUCGAUACAAUCGGAUGCUAGAAGUACAGGAAAGUCAUCGAAUUCCACUGACAAUGAAACAUAUUCAAAAUCGUUUGAUAGGCAGCAUCAUUCUCAUGUUACAGAUAAGAACAAGACAAAAAAAGAUGUUGCAGGGAAAGGUACUGAGAUUGCGCCGGAAAUGAAAUACUCGGGAAGGACGAUAUCAAAACACAUUGUAUUACCUAUAGCGUCAGCAGUAUUAAAUAUCACUGAUAAGAUCGAGCGACGCUGGAGAUAUAGGAUAAGGAACUUGUUAUUGAAGCACACAAGUAAACAUCUGACACGCAUGUGA